CUGAAUUUCAGAAUACUGUGUAAACUAUUAUUGUUAUUGACGUUGUUAUGUGUGUACUUCAGUAUAAUUUAUGGAAGUGAUGGAAAAAUAUGUAUUGAUUGUGUUGUUGACGUGCUAUUUUCAAUAUUCACUUGCAAAUGAAAUUAGAAAUGUCUCUGUUUUCGAAGACAACUCUGAUGAUGUGGAGUGUCGAGAAUAUCAUUCCAUCAAAAAUUCAUCGGAUAUUUGCAAUUUUGUGAAUUCUACUGAUGACUGUAAAAUGGAUGAAGGUUUUUUUGAUUAUAUAUUAUAUGCUUUGUGUGACGUGAAACCUAAUUUACUGCCUGCAGUUUACGUCUUAUAUAUUAUCUGGCUACUUUACCUUUUUAUUGCUCUGGGAACAACAGCUGAGAGUUUUUUUUGUCCGUCUUUGGAGUUUAUUGCCAACAACUUGAAGCUGAGCCAAAAUAUAGCAGGUAUAACAGUUGUUGCUUUCGGUAACGGAGCUCCAGAUAUCUUCAGUGCAAUUGCAGCUUUCACUAAUUCAAAUCCAAGCUCUUCUGGUGUAGCCAUAGGAGCUUUAUUGGGUGCUGGAAUAUUUGUUACUACUGUGGUAGCUGGAUCAGUCGCAAUCACCAAACCAUUUGAAUUAGCGAAACGUCCGUUUCUACGAGAUGUCACUUUCUAUCUUGCUACUGUAUUUUGGACAUUUUGUUUGCUUUAUAAUGGGAAGAUUGAUUUACCUAAUUCCAUAGGGUUUCUGCUUCUUUAUAUUUUUUAUGUCAUUGUUGUUCUUGUUGGCCGUUAUGUCAAUCAAAAAUUAAGAAAAAGAAAUGCAAACAAUAACCAAGGUAAACAGUAUGAUGAAACAUCACCUCUCAUAAAUGAGCCUGAUGAUGACCCUGUCGUAAUAUUAGGGCCCACCGAUGAAGAGGGUGACUGGGUUGAACAACCAUUACGAGCUGCCCAUGAACAUGACAAAAUAAUAGAUGAAGAAUUGCUGAAUCAUGCUGUAGAUACGCAUCAUCAUAAACAUGAUCACCAAGAAGUAACAGAAUCUUCUGACAGUGGAUCUGACACAUCUGAGGACAUUGCUGUUGCUUAUUCAAAAUUUGGAAAAGCUUGGAAAUUAAUUAAUCCUAUUUCUAGCAAAGAUUGGAGAAAAAUGUCAUUUCUUGUUAGAUUCUUAGUAAUUUUACAGGUACCUAUCAAGUUUAUGUGCAAUAUAACAAUACCAGUUGUGAGUUCUGAUCCCAAAGUAAAUGACUGGAGUAGGAUACUAUCUUGUAUACAUUGUAUAACUUCGCCAAUGUUCUGUGUUGUGGCAGCAAAAGGUGCUUCGGUGAAAGUGGGAGCGUUACCACUGUGGGCUUUAUUUCUGAUCAUUGGUGCAACUCUUGCUGUUAUUGUUCAUUUUACAUCGGAAGAAAUGAAGAGGCCGAAAUAUUACUGGGCUUUCGCUUACCUCGGUUUCAUAGCAUCGGUAAUCUGGACUUACUGUAUUGCAAAUGAAAUCGUCAAUUUACUGCAAACAUUUGGAGCACUUUGGGAUGUUUCCAACGUGAUUAUGGGCCUUUCAUUACUCGCAUGGGGAAAUUCAAUAGGUGAUUUGGUAGCGGAUGUAACUCUGGCAAAACAAGGUUUCCCAAGAAUGGCAAUUUCUGCAUGCUUCGGUGGACCAUUCUUUAAUUUGAUUAUAGGAAUAGGUUUACCGUGUACAAUUGCAACAAUAACAAAUGGACAUCCUAUAUUGAUCAAAUUCACUUUACUUGAAGCUACAUUAGUUGGAAGUCUUCUGUUUUCUCUCUGUUUCUCAUAUAUUGUUGUACCAAUACGUGGAUUUCAAAUGACCAAAAUAUACGGAAUCAUUUUAAUAGUUAUUUACAUUGUUUACUUACCGUUAGCAAUUCUUGCCGGUACUGGGGUAAUUUAGUACCAAUUUUUUUCAUGUGGCAGAAUAAUUUUGUGUUAUGCACAUUAUGUACAAAUACCUUUAUUACAGAAUAUUCUGUAUUUUAAUUGAGUGGUGAAUUUAAUUUAAAGUUCAUCAUGGACUUUACCUCAAGGUGAGAAAUUUUGUACUUGUUACGUAUAGAAAAGUGUGAAUAGAAUAUAUGCCAGUCACAUGACCAAAAAGAUAGAAGGUUCUGUUAAAUAGAGGUAGCUGGAGAUUGAGAAACAUUUAUCUUGACCAUAUAAGUAAAAGACCUAUUUUUUUUUUUGGAAAUUCAUGGCAUAAAAAUAUUGACAAAAUGGCAAAAAAUUGAAUUUUUUCUUAUGUCGAAGUAGACAAUCAAUUCACGUUGCAAGAUUAAGAAAAACGGUACUUCAUUCACUCCACUGAUUCAAUACACAUUUCCUAUCACUAGCUAGCUAGCUACCUCUUUUCUACAGUUCGACAGGAUCUCAUAUCUCACUCAUUGUGCAUGCCAAUUUCAGCAAUAUUAUUGUGAUGGAAAAUUUUGGAAAAAAUUAUUAUUUUAACGGCGCUAUUUGAUUAUUAAACGUGCAUUAAUUCUUUUUGUUCUUUUCAGUAAUUACCAUUUCUUCCAUCUUAGAAAUUUAUAAUUACUUUUUUAUUUCUUUUUUGUAUAUUAUAUGGUUGAAUCAUCCUCAAGAGUGCUUUAUUUGGUUCAAUUUAUUUUCUUUUUUUAGGCAAGCAAUAUUUGUGCUAUGCAAAUUGCCUCGCUUUCUAUUAGUAUUAAUCACUUAACAUUGUGUUAUUACCUUUGAACUCCAUGAUUGAUAUCUUACUUAAUUUAAUCACUCUAUCGCAUAAAAUUAGUUGCCUGGCCCAUUUAGCUUGCUCACUCUAACCGUUAGCUUAAGUCCGACCCAGAAAAUAGUACCUAACGGACCAUACUUCAAGUCACAUGGUCCAACAAAACAGGUUUUAGUUUCAAAAUGUCCUCUGUAGCUAGCUUUGGUACUGUCGUCUCGACUCGUCUGUCAUAUUAACAGACUAUAAAAUAUCUUUUAUAUGUUUAGUACUCUUUUAAAAUGAUUAAAUGAAGUUAAUUUUGUAAUUAAUUCAUGAGUACAUUUAAUUUAAUAUAAUUAUAAUAUUAUUUUAAAAUAAUCAGAAGUGGUAUAAAGAUUUUUUAACAUCUACUUUUUUUAUCUUUAUGCUUGGAGUUUUACUUCAUACCUUGAUAAUUACUUAUGUACGGUGCAAUAUGAUAUUCUCUUAACACCUUAUGUUAGGCUAUAAGUUUGAACUAUUAUGUUAUGUAUCAGAUAUUACUGGAUUAAAAGAUGUUUUUGCCAUUGGAGUUUAAUUAUAUGCAAUAAAUAGUUUUCUGUAGUAAUCUUGCCUUCGGAACAUUUGUGUGAUUGAUCUUAACUUUAAAGUAUUGUAUUUCUUUAUAAUGUUAAAAGUAAUUGAGACUUUGAUUGUAAUUGAUAUUCAUAUGUUCAAAUAUAUAAAUAAAUAUGUAACGAUUGUAUU
Messenger RNA from Styela clava, 3427 nucleotides. Lineage: Eukaryota; Metazoa; Chordata; Ascidiacea; Stolidobranchia; Styelidae. The record is from RefSeq and is a predicted model, not a curated record.